AUGAUGGUGAUUUGGAUGAGCGAAACUGUACCAAACUGCCUGCUCAGUAGCGCCCAUGAAGGAAAACUCGUCCAAUUUACCGUCACCAAAGAUAUCCCUGAAUUAGCGUCAUAUCUUAGAACCAGCUGCUCCAUAUUAUCGAUCUGCAUCGGACGCUUUUUCUCGAAGCUUCGAACAGAAUUUCCCAAUCAAUAUAUCGACCUGCACUUUCACACCUACGAUGCUCCAUUUGUACGAAUGCACGACGAUGAAGUUACUAUAAACGCUACAUUUGCAAUUGAUUUCUAUAUUCAUCCAAAGAAAGAACAUACGAAGAAUCUAGCGCGAAUG
This is a messenger RNA of Cooperia oncophora, 330 nucleotides long. The record is from the annotation of a GenBank genome assembly. Lineage: Eukaryota; Metazoa; Nematoda; Chromadorea; Rhabditida; Trichostrongylidae.